Daktulosphaira vitifoliae (grape phylloxera) is the source of this 1358-nucleotide messenger RNA. It is a transcript of the gene 128up, whose product is annotated as GTP-binding protein 128up. Bases 221 to 1324 code for a protein of 367 amino acids. Gene Ontology annotation, molecular function: GTP binding; GTPase activity. Gene Ontology annotation, biological process: cytoplasmic translation. The transcript is spliced from 8 exons. NCBI's taxonomy places the organism in Eukaryota, Metazoa, Arthropoda, Insecta, Hemiptera, Phylloxeridae. The record is from RefSeq and is a predicted model, not a curated record. Gene Ontology annotation, cellular component: cytoplasm.
CUAAAUAAUAACUAUUCUUAAAGAAUUUUUUGGCAAAUCGCAAUAUUAUUAUUUAAAGUUCUUUAGUAAUAUACUAUUAAUUAUUUUCAGGUAUCUUAUUCAGAUCUCUUAGUGGUCUAUACAUUGUGAACGUUCUUUAAGUAUUAUGAAGUUAUAGAGUUAGAUAAUUUCAUUCCAAAUACUUUUUAUAUUUUGUUGAAAUUUUAAAAAGGAUUUAAAAAUGUCAACUAUACUUGAAAAAAUUGCGGCCAUUGAAGCUGAGAUGGCCAGAACCCAAAAAAAUAAAGCUACAGCUGGUCAUUUGGGUUUAUUAAAAGCGCGAAUUGCUAAGUUACGUCGUGAGCUUAUUACACCUAAAGGUGGUGGUGGUGGUACUGGAGAAGGAUUUGAUGUUGCUAAAACUGGUGAUGCAAGAAUUGGAUUUGUAGGUUUUCCAUCUGUUGGAAAAUCAACUUUGUUAAGCAAUCUUGCUGGUGUAUAUUCAGAAGUUGCUGCUUAUGAAUUUACAACAUUGACAACUGUUCCUGGUUGUAUCAAGUACAAAGGCGCGAAAAUACAGUUGCUAGAUUUGCCUGGUAUCAUUGAAGGUGCUAAGGAUGGUAAAGGUCGAGGUCGUCAAGUUAUUGCUGUAGCCCGUACUUGUUCUUUAAUUUUUAUUGUACUAGAUGUGCUAAAACCUUUAAAACAUAAGAAAUUAAUUGAACACGAAUUAGAAGGAUUUGGUCUUAGACUAAAUAAGUCUCCUCCUAAUAUAGUUUUUCGUAGAAAAGAUAAAGGUGGCAUUAACUUACAAACAAUGGUACCUCAAAGUGAGUUAGAUUUAGAUACUGUUAAAACUAUUUUGUCAGAAUAUCGAAUUCAUAAUGCUGAUAUAACUUUGCGAUAUGAUGCUACCUCUGAUGAUCUUAUUGAUGUUGUGGAAGGAAAUCGUAUAUAUUUGCCUUGUAUUUACAUUCUAAAUAAAAUAGAUCAAAUAAGUAUUGAAGAAUUAGAUAUUAUUUACAAAAUACCACAUACAGUACCUAUAAGUGCUCAUCAUAAAUGGAACUUUGAUGAUCUUUUAGAGAAGAUGUGGGAGUAUUUAAAAUUAGUUCGAAUUUACACCAAACCUAAAGGUCAACUUCCAGAUUAUGGAUCACCCAUUGUUUUACAUAAUGAAAGAAAAAGUAUUGAAGAUUUUUGCAACAAACUUCAUCGUACAAUAGCUAAAGAGUUUAAAUAUGCUCUUGUUUGGGGUUCAUCUGUGAAACACAUGCCCCAAAAAGUUGGAAAAGAUCAUAUUUUAAAUGAUGAAGAUGUUGUACAAAUUGUGAAAAAAGUAUAAUAUAAACAAUGAAUUAAAAAAAUGUUUAUAAAUA